GACAAAUUAUUAAAGUGAGGUUUGAGCCUUGGGGUUUGUUUUUGUAUUGUGUGAUUAUUUUUCGCAUAUUAUUUCUGCUAUAAUUAUUAUAAAACCAUGUCUAAACCAACUGUUUACGAUUCCCAUAGCGAGGGUCCCGGUUUUGUUGGAAUAAGGUUUUGCCAAGAAUGCAACAACAUGUUGUACCCGAAAGAAGACAAAGAAAACAAGAUUUUGCUGUAUGCCUGCAGAAAUUGCGAUUAUAAGCAACAUGCAGAUUCCAAGUGCAUUUAUGUUAACAAAAUUAUGCACGAAAUUGAUGAAUUAACUCAUAUUGUCUCAGAUGUUAUAUCUGAUCCCACUUUACCAAGAACUGAGGAUCAUCAUUGUCCUGUUUGCCAGCACAGGGAGGCGGUAUUUUUCCAAGCCCAAACCCGCAGAGCUGAAGAAGAAAUGAGAUUGUACUACGUCUGCACCAAUCCUCAUUGCGCUCAUAGAUGGACAGAAUAAGUAAAAAUGUAUUUUGUUCUAUAACAAAACUAGGAAUCUACAAAUAAAAACAAACUACAUUCAGAAAUAUAAUAUUGAUGAAAUAUGAGUAUUUAUUUAUUUAGCCACCAAGUAUACAUGACUGUUUAUAUUUCAAAUCCUUAUAACUAAUAAGCGUGAUUUUUAACGAAUAAUCCAGCAUCGCCAGCUUUGCCUUGAACGGAACCAGCCCUGUAUUUACCAAGGGAUGCUUCAC
Molecule: messenger RNA, 724 nt
Organism: Ceutorhynchus assimilis (cabbage seed weevil)
Lineage: Eukaryota; Metazoa; Arthropoda; Insecta; Coleoptera; Curculionidae
Source: the annotation of a GenBank genome assembly